AUGAUCGAUAUCAAGCCCAGUGUACUGGAAUAUAAGCCUCCCUUGACAGCACAGGCUACCGAGUACGUUACCGUUACAAACAACUCGGACCAGGCUGUCGCGUUCAAAGUGAAGACCACAGCCCCUAAGUUCUACUGUGUCAGGCCCAAUGCCGCUUUGGUCCAACCAGGGGAACAGGUGCAAGUGCAAGUCAUUUUGCUGGGGCUUGCUGAAGAGCCAGCUGCGGACUUCAAGUGCCGUGACAAGUUUCUUGUGAUCACUUUGCCAGCGCCAUAUGAUCUAGGUUCGUUAAGCGUCACAGAGGCGUGGCCCCAAUUGGAAGCGGAGUUCAAAGAGAAUGCGGUUUCCAAGAAAAUCAAAGUCAAAUACCUAUUGGGCGACGAAGCGCCAGCUCAGGAGUCUAAUGCUGCUGCGGCAACUGCCGAGACCGUGGAGGAUGCGCCUGCCAAGCCUCAAGUUAGUGAGAAAGACAUUGACGACGUUGUCAAACCUGAAAAACAACCUCUAGCAACAGAGACUUUGUCGGAGGCCACCAAGAAGGACAUGACCAGUGGCUCGAAGGAAACACCAGUAGACGAGGGCAAACAAGAUGGUCUCGACUCUACGUCGGGAGUUGCUGGCAUGGUCUCCCCCGCCAAGCAGGAAACAGCUCUAAACCCAGGUAUGAUUUUAUUAGUGGCGCUUAUCGCAUUGGUCUUAGGGUGGAUGUACUACUAA
This is a messenger RNA of Lachancea meyersii CBS 8951, 717 nucleotides long. The record is from the annotation of a GenBank genome assembly. Lineage: Eukaryota; Fungi; Ascomycota; Saccharomycetes; Saccharomycetales; Saccharomycetaceae.